Messenger RNA from Thermochaetoides thermophila DSM 1495, 3111 nucleotides. RefSeq lists its product as uncharacterized. NCBI's taxonomy places the organism in Eukaryota, Fungi, Ascomycota, Sordariomycetes, Sordariales, Chaetomiaceae. Bases 1 to 3111 code for a protein of 1036 amino acids. Gene Ontology annotation, molecular function: zinc ion binding; DNA-binding transcription factor activity, RNA polymerase II-specific. Gene Ontology annotation, biological process: regulation of DNA-templated transcription. The record is from RefSeq and is a predicted model, not a curated record. The transcript has 6 exons.
AUGAAGGGAAAGUCGCUGGACGUGGUUGCGUACAAGGGCUGCGUGGAGUUGUAUGUCACGGGAGAUAAUGAGGUGGUGGAUCAGCGCAUCUCGCAGAAUGAGAGCUGGACCGGGUGGGAGCACAUGGGUGGCAGCGUAGAGACCAAGCCGACUCUCGAUUGGCUCAAGCCGACUCUCCCAACCCAAUCACAUCGAGCUCUGCUUAUGUCGCUUGUGGUACCCUCCCUUUUUCCACUUGGCAACCGAGGGUCACGAGCAGGCAAGAUCCGACAGCGAGGCUUCGGCGCAUACUGCACUGCUGCAGUCAUUCCUCACACCGGCUUACGGAGUGCUGGCGGCAGGCACUGGGUACGGCAGCAGUGGAUGAGCCCGGCAGUAGGCGGUCGCCAUCUUGAAGCGAUCAACAAGUGUAUCGCCAAGCAUGCGGGCGAUGUGGUGACGGCCAAGAAUCCCACGCCCAAGCCUUCUUCUUCUGCUGCGCAAUCGCUCAAUCGGGAGGGCGGCUGGCGAGGCCAAUCGGCUGCGGCAGGGCAUCGGCUCGAUACCCAACGCCAGCGUGCGCGUCCCGAUGGUGCAAGUUGCACUUACUAUCAGGGAAGCAUGGAAUCGUGGAAACUGAGAGAAGGAGGAGCCCUUGCGAGAGACAGAGACAAGGAUGAAGGUGGAAGGAAAGCGAGCAGGCGGGCCCCACCGGACAGAGCUUUGUGCCGCGCCGCGCGUGUGGAUUGGCUGAAAGGGCUCCCCCUCUUUGGCCACCAGCGAACCAGCGAACGAGCACCCGCCCAAGCGCCCGACACCAGAGCUCUCUCUCCUCCACCACGGGUACCGACACCGAGCUCACCCACUUCCGAGCUUUCUGAGUUCACGCAGCUCCCAUCUGAGCUUAGCAUAGCAGCAUUCGCAUCCCCCGCCCAGCGCGGAUCGCCAUCUGCCAGCACUGAGCAACUAAGCAGCAUCGCCGACACCAACCAUACCAGCGUCAUUUCUCCCAGACGAUGCCAGACCAUGCCGAGGCCGUCGCACUCGUCUGCGCACCCUGACCAGCCCACGGCCACGACGACGUCGACGCCGUCGCCGCUGCACCGCCUGCCCGUCAAUCCGCGCAGGAAGAAGGUUGCGCCCGACGAGCGCAAGCGCGUGGCCACAGCCUGCAACAGCUGCAACGUGCGCCGCAUCAAGUGCAGCGGCGAGAAGCCCUGCCGCCAGUGUGCCACGAGCCAGCGCGAGUGCCUGUACCCGGAACCGGUCGAGCGCGUCACCGUGCCCAAGGCCGAGCUGGAGUCACUGCGUCGUCGCGUCGCCGAACUCGAGAGCCAGCUGGCCUCCCGGGAUGCCGUGCCGACCUUUGCCUCCUCCGACGAGCCUUGCCCCCGCCUGCCCGGCGGUAUUGACGGCCGCAUGCUGGCCGACCCGGCCGGCACGACCCGCUAUCUGGGAGAGACGUCGGGAGCAACCUUCCUUGACACGCUCAAGGAGCUGAUCAACACGGCCACGCCCUUAGCUCUCGUGCUGGAUGGCCGAUCGGGCGAGACGCCGGCUGGGGCAGCAUUCUUGGGGUCCGUCGGACAGUACCAGACGCACGACUCGCGCCCGCUGAGGCUGCCUGACGUCAAUCCGUACUCGCUACCGCCUGAGGCCGACAUCACAGCCACGCUGACCGAACUGUGCUACUUUAUCCGGGAUGGUCACGGCGCCUUCGCCAGCGGCGGCACCCUGUUCUGGCCAUUUGAGGACCCCAAGAACACGGUCGAGACGGCGGCUGUAGCUGGGAACGGGUCGACCGACCGGCGGGCGGCCCUAGCGCUCUGUCACAUGGCGCUGGCCUUUGGUCGGUUGCUGCGUCUGCGCGAACCGGGCAGCGUCGCUGACGGGCAACUGGGAGAGGACUCGUUUGCGCGGGCGCGCCUGCUGCUGGGCAACCUGCUGGACCGCACGACGUACACGACCAACGACAUUGCCGUAUUGGCGCUCAUGGCGCUAUACCUGAUCGAGAAUAAUCGGCGUGACGCUGCCUAUGUGGCCGUCAGCAAUGCCAUGACCAUCAGCGUCAUGAACGGCCUGCAUCGCGGAUCAGGUACCCUGAGCGAGAUCGAUGUGCGCACUUUCUGGACUGUUUAUGUGCUCGACAGUGGGCUGCCCUCGCCGGCUGGACUGCGCGCGCAUAUCGAGCUGUGCAAGAUAUCCGACUACAUCGUGUACAGCAGCUACCGCGCCGGCGGAUCGGCCAACAAGGCCACGGCCCACGUCGACAAGGCGCUCGAACUGCUGCGCAAGUGGCACGCCGCCCUGCCGCCGGCGUUGUGCCUGCCUGACCCACUGACGCUGUUCCCGCCAGAUCCGUUCACGCAGGCCGCCUUCACUGGCGAGCUGUUGAGCGGCGCGGAGAAUUUUGGCCAGGACCGCGCCGCCUGGGCCCUGCACAUGAAUUACAACCAGCUCGUCAUCCUCUCCGUCCGCCCCGCAAUGCUCAUGGCCGUGUGGAAAGCCAUCGCCAGCAUCGUCUUCAACAUCAACCAACCCUUCGACAUCGAGAAUCAUCCACAGAUCGAGCCGAUCCGGGCCUGCAGCGACGCCGCCCGCCGCAACCUGCGCCUAGGCCGCUUAAUGCGCCUGCGCAGCCCGCGCCAAAAGCUCCUCCUGCAAGACCUGCACAACAUCUUCAACGCGGCCGUCAUCCUGACCAUGCACCAGAUCGUCUUCGUCAACCUGCGUACGCAGGAUCUCGACGACAUCAACUGGGCCGCCGACGUGUUUGAGUCGGAGGCGCAGACGGGCAGCGAGUACGCGCGCGACUGUGAGCAGGUACUCAGGGACUUGAAGUACCUGUGCAACCAGCUGCGCAAUCCGAUUCAUGACCCCAACAUGAAGCAGGUGCUGCUGUCGCAGGAGGGCGUGCUGCGCGAUUUCCUGCCGCCGCCUGCGAAUGGCGAGACGUCAGCAGCGACGACGGUGGCGAACGGUGGGCAGCAGAUCGCCGCAACACCCCCUCAAGCUCCCCCAUCUGCAAAACAGGGCGACACGCUGUACCAGCGCGUGCGCGCCAUCUACCAGACGCUGGCUUGCUGGUGGAAAGCCGACUAUAUGCAGUUUUACAAUACGUUUCUUUCGUAG